GUAGACAAACAGCAAGAAAGAUGUUCAAGAGUCUAGCCCUACUCGCUGUGCUGUUGGCCGUGGCCAGCGCCCAGCUCCACCGCGUGCCCGUGCACAAGGAGAAGAACUUUGUGAAGACACGUGGCAACAUUCUGGCCGAGAUCUCGCAUCUGCGUGCCAAGUACAAUCUGCCACAGGCUCGCGCCGUCGAGGAGGAGCUGAACAACUCGAUGAACAUGGCCUACUAUGGCGCCAUUACCAUCGGUACUCCUCCCCAGAGCUUUAAGGUGCUGUUCGAUUCGGGCUCCUCCAACCUGUGGGUGCCCUCCAACCAGUGCCCCAGCGACGCUUGCCAGACCCACAACCAGUACGACUCCAGCGCCUCCAGCAGCUACGUUGCCAACGGCCAGAGCUUCUCCAUUCAGUACGGCACCGGCUCUCUGACCGGCAUUCUGGCUGAGGAUACCGUCGAUGUCAAUGGCCUGACCAUUGCCAGCCAAACCUUUGCCGAGGCCACCAACGAGCCCGGCACCAACUUCAACAAUGCCAACUUCGAUGGUAUUCUGGGUAUGGCCUUCGAGCAGAUCGCUGUCGAUGGUGUUGCUCCUCCAUUCUACAACAUGGUCAACCAGGCUCUGGUCGACAAUCCAGUCUUCUCCUUCUAUCUGGCUCGUGCUGGCAGCUCCCAGGAGGGUGGCGAGCUCAUCUUCGGCGGCUCCGAUGCCUCCCUGUACUCCGGCGCUCUCACCUAUGUGCCCAUCUCCCAGGAGGGCUACUGGCAAUUCACCAUGGCCAGCGCCAGCGCUGAGGGUAACUCUCUGUGCGACAACUGCCAGGCUAUUGCCGAUACCGGCACCUCUCUGAUCGUUGCCCCCGCCAAUGCCUACGAGCUGUUGAACGAGAUCCUGAAUGUCGAUGAUGAGGGUCUGGUCGAUUGCUCCACUGUCAGCUCCAUGCCCACGAUUAACUUCAACAUUGGCGGCACCAACUUCCCCCUGGAGCCAUCCGCAUACAUCAUCCAAAUGAACGGCAACUGCCAGUCGAGCUUCCAGUACAUGGGCACCGAUUUCUGGAUCUUGGGCGAUGUCUUCAUUGGCCAAUACUACACCGAAUUCGAUUUGGGCAACACCCGCAUUGGCUUCGCUCCAGUCGCCUAAUCAGCUUCAUAGUUAAAAUAAAGCAACAAAAGCACUUCAGUUUAUAA
Drosophila busckii is the source of this 1183-nucleotide messenger RNA. Its product is annotated as lysosomal aspartic protease. Gene Ontology annotation, biological process: proteolysis; cell death. The record is from RefSeq and is a predicted model, not a curated record. The transcript has a single exon. Bases 21 to 1136 code for a protein of 371 amino acids. Gene Ontology annotation, cellular component: lysosome. Gene Ontology annotation, molecular function: aspartic-type endopeptidase activity. NCBI's taxonomy places the organism in Eukaryota, Metazoa, Arthropoda, Insecta, Diptera, Drosophilidae.